This is a messenger RNA of Microtus ochrogaster (prairie vole), 795 nucleotides long. RefSeq names its product chromosome 23 C19orf81 homolog (gene C23H19orf81). The record is from RefSeq and is a predicted model, not a curated record. NCBI's taxonomy places the organism in Eukaryota, Metazoa, Chordata, Mammalia, Rodentia, Cricetidae.
CAGUUCCGUGUUUGUCCCACGUGGUUUCAAAGAGCAAGAAGCAGGAGCCGACGGAAAGAGCUGGGGUGUGUGGUCCAGUGUGAGCACGCCGCCCCACCUCCCUGGACCUCCUCCGACCCGCCUCUCCAGGAUGCAGUCAGGGGUGGAGCCACUCAGCUCCCCAAAUCUGGCCGGCCACGGCUUGCACAGGGAGGCAGGAUCCGUCCUUGUGGAUCUGGAGGCUACAGAGGAAUCCAUGGCUCGGAGCCUGAGCAGACCCGUCAAAUCCUCAAAGCAGUACCUGCGGCAGGUCAUCUCAGAGUAUGAGGCACUGGAUCGGGAGCUCCCGUGUAUCCGAAAGUUUGCAGCACCGCCCUCUGCCCAGCCCCUCUGCCUAUGCAUGGAGACUUCGGAGGAUUUCACGCACCUGGAGGUGCUGGAGGCUCUGGAGGCGGAGAUGCCCGGGGCCAUGGAGAGUGGGCGUGUGAGCAGCAUCCGGUAUGAGAACAUGAAUGUCAUUUGCGGGACGGCCGGCCGCAGAGACAGAUGGCUCAUCACCGUCACAGACUUCCAAACGCGCUCGCGCCUGCUGCGCUCGGGACUCCGUCUCCGCGGAAUCGCUUACCCACUAGUGCGCCACGACGAUCUGCUGCUGGGCGACUACCGCCUUCACCUGCGCCGAUCCCUAGUCCGACGGCGAAUGCUCCAAGCUCUGGGAGCGGAGCCGGUCGAAGAAGAUUGACGAAUGGCGGGGGCGGGUCCCAGAUGCGCCCCGCCCCCAGACCUGCCGCUUGUAAGGGGUGUGGCCUCCCUAGG